GAAUUUAACAUAAACGAACCUGGUUGCAGUCCCUACCUAGCUCUCUGUGGAAUAAACACACAAUGCUUUAGUUAAUAUAAUUAUUUGUGUAUUUCUAACAGUCAGUGCAGUAAUGGCGGAUCCUGCGGUGAUGACCGGUGGUGUUCUUAACACCGCAAUGCGGUCAAGCGGUAAUAAGGCGUCGAGCAGCCCGGCGGAAAACUAUAACCUGGCUCGGCGGCGCACUCUGCAGGUGGUGGUCAGUUCCUUACUGACUGAAUGCGGUUUCGACAGCGCUGAGAAAGCAGUGGUGGAAACCUUAACAGAAAUGAUGCAGAGCUAUAUAACUGAAGUUGGACGUUGUGCAAAAGCAAACUGUGAGCAUACAGCCAGAAGUAGCCCAACACUCUCAGAUGUGGUCAUUACCCUGGUAGAAAUGGGUUUUAAUGUUGACUCACUCCCAUUGUACGCCAAAAGAUCACAGAGAAUGGUCAUAACUGCACCUCCAGUGACAAAUCCACCUGUGAUUCCUAAAUCUCUAAUGGCUGGCCAGAAGCGCACCCACCCUGCUUACAUCCCCAGCCAUUUCCCAGAUUUUCCAGACCCUCAUACGUACAUCAAAACCCCAACCUUUCGUGAGCCUGUGUCAGACUACCAGGUGCUGCGUGAGAAGGCAGCUUCACAAAGACGGGACGUUGAGAGAGCUCUGACACGGUUUAUGGCCAAGACUGGGGAGACACAAAGCCUUUUUAAGGAUGAUCUGACUGCGUUUCCAUUGAUAGCAGCACAGCUGAGCUCGAUCCCCUAUUUAAGUGCGCUUUUGCCUUCUGAGCUGGAGCUGCAGGCACUAGAGGAGACCGAUUCAUCUGAGCAGGAUGACCAGACAGACUCAGAAAACAAUGCCAACCACAUCAUGAACGAUGAUGCAGGAGCCGACAAGGAGAACGCUGUACUCCCACCAGGUGGUGGCUUAAAAUCCAACGAGGAGAACAUGAUCGACAACCCCUAUCUACGACCAGUCAAGAAGCCGAAAGUAAGGCGAAAAAAAUGAAGUACAUGAGAGGACUCGUACGCAAUGAAACAAGACUGGAUACAGAUGUUCUGGUGCUCAUGGGUCACACUGUGCCUUUAAAGAGGACGAAUUUUGCUGUCAUGUUAUCGACCCGCAGAUCCACUGGCACAGUUGCAGCACUGAACUACUGGUUUUAAUCCUCUCGAGCCUGAUUGACUCAAACGCAGUUCACAUCAGAGUUAAAUAUUUAACAGUUUGUUCAUUAGACUUUUUAUACACCACGCUUUGUUUUGAUAUUCACUAUGCUCAAACAAUUUGCUUUUGAUCUCUUUUUGUCAUGUAUGAAUGACUGAAUCAAAAAUCGAUUCAAAUAAAUGUUUUUAUUUUCCCCACCAGA
Trichomycterus rosablanca is the source of this 1388-nucleotide messenger RNA. Its product is annotated as transcription initiation factor TFIID subunit 8. The transcript is spliced from 8 exons. The record is from RefSeq and is a predicted model, not a curated record. Gene Ontology annotation, cellular component: transcription factor TFIID complex. Lineage: Eukaryota; Metazoa; Chordata; Actinopteri; Siluriformes; Trichomycteridae. Bases 113 to 1030 code for a protein of 305 amino acids. Gene Ontology annotation, molecular function: protein heterodimerization activity. Gene Ontology annotation, biological process: transcription initiation at RNA polymerase II promoter.